AUGGAGAAGCUUGACGGCAUCGCAGAGAAAUCUGACAGUGGACCCAACAAUGCUGAAUCGGCGAACACCACCUUUUCGUUUGAGAUGCUCGACAUAAUCAUCACGGGCGGUAGCACUAAUAGGUCAAAGUCGCAGGGGGAGCGGACGAAACAUGUGGCAAAGAAUACGACUGAGAAGAGGUCCUUCUGUCCAUCCGGGGAGUGCGUAAGGAAUUCAGGGGAAACAGAGCAAACAGGGCAAACAGAACGAACAAAACGAACAGAGCCAGAAAUAUAUCGCCUUAAGCAGUGCACCAGCAGUGAUGAAGAUGCAGCUGAAUUGAGGGAGGGGCUCCAUAAUUUGGGGGAAAAGGGGAAAGAAAGAAAAAUGGUCUAUAGUAUGAAUGCAGAAGAAGGAAUAAAGGGAAGUCCGGAGUUCUCCCUUCUAGAUAACUUGUUGCCUGUCGAGGGAAUCCCUUGUUUGGCUUCAUCUAAAGGGGACAUGCCAUUUAUAGGCGAUCAGAUGAGAUGCCUAAGUAGUGGCAGUAGUAGUAGGGAGAAACAUUACCACACAGAUGAGAAAGGAGACAAGCGUAAUGAUACGGGUAGACGGCGUGGAAGGCAUGUGGACGAACAGGACGUGGAUGAGGAAGUAGCGAGAAUAGAGCAGGCAGAUGAAGAAGUGAUCCUCUCUAGAAGCAUCCAUUGCACCAACUGCAAAUACUACUUAAAAGAAUUAACGACCAGGAACUACAUGAACUUCUCCCACAUGGAUCAAUAUAUUAGGGAGGGAGAGGGGAACCUACUUUUAUUGAAAAAUAAAAAGAUUGAAGAAUUAGAAAGUAGGAACAAAUUAAUGAAGCGCAAAAUAGGGGAGUUGGAAAAAGAGAACAAUAUGCUCAGGAGAAAACUCGGAAUACUCGCCGGUAGCGUAGGAGAUUUAAGGGACCACAUUGACAGAGUAGUGGAGAAGAACAAAGUGCUGAGGAAGGUGAAUAAGCGGCUGCGCGUGGAUCACCAGAAGGGGAAAUCGUCUAAGGAGGAAGUGGGAAGGGUGAAUAAGGAAAGCACGAAUAGAAGAAAUUCAUCUUCUUCAUGCCAUGGAGGACAGGAACCUCUGGAAGAAAUUUUCGAGAACUCAAUCGAUAAUGAAUUAUUUGAGGAACUUCAUUAA
Molecule: messenger RNA, 1152 nt
Organism: Plasmodium knowlesi strain H
Lineage: Eukaryota; Apicomplexa; Aconoidasida; Haemosporida; Plasmodiidae
Product: conserved Plasmodium protein, unknown function
Exons: 1
Coding region: 1-1152 (383 amino acids)
Source: RefSeq, a predicted model, not a curated record